Malania oleifera is the source of this 1594-nucleotide messenger RNA. RefSeq names its product zinc-finger homeodomain protein 11-like. Gene Ontology annotation, biological process: regulation of developmental process; regulation of DNA-templated transcription. Gene Ontology annotation, molecular function: DNA-binding transcription factor activity; transcription cis-regulatory region binding. Gene Ontology annotation, cellular component: nucleus. Bases 244 to 1206 code for a protein of 320 amino acids. NCBI's taxonomy places the organism in Eukaryota, Viridiplantae, Streptophyta, Magnoliopsida, Santalales, Ximeniaceae. The record is from RefSeq and is a predicted model, not a curated record. The transcript has a single exon.
CAUUCUCCCAUAAACAUGGGUUUCUAUUAUCACGACCAUGAUCAAUAUAUGUAAUCACCAUCAUGUCCUCACCAUCAUCAUCAUCCCAUCCCUACCCUCUAGACCUAAAUUUCUAUAUACUGUAUUUUCCCAUUCCAAAAUCGAAUUGAACAGCAGCACAAGUCAUUUCCCCCUCCUCUCUCUCUCUCUGAGCUUGGGCAGUACUGAGACAGAAACCAAACCCUAAAUGUCUGAAGUUCUGCCAUGGACAUAACCUCCAGCGCAGCUCCCACCACCAGAGCCUCCCCUGAUACUGACACUGACACCCCACCUCCACCUUCACAACAACCCUUCAAACCCACCUUCACCAACGGCGCAACCCUCAAGCCCCACCACCACCACCACCACCACCACCAACUGCCGCUCGCCACUCUGGUUUCCUACAAGGAAUGUCUCAAGAACCAUGCCGCCAGCCUCGGCGGUCACGCCCUCGACGGGUGCGGCGAGUUCAUGCCUUCCCCCACCGCCACCUCCUCCGACCCUACCUCCCUCAAAUGCGCCGCUUGCGGCUGCCACCGCAACUUCCACCGCCGCGAGCCCGAAGACCCCACCGACCACCCUUUGCUCGACUUCCCCCACCCGCACCCCCACCCCUACCACCACCGCCACCACCACCACCACCGUCCCUCGCCACCGCCACGCCAAGGCUCGGCUUCGCCGUCUCCGCCCCCUCCUCAGGCGUCGCCGCCGCCGCCCUCCACCUAUUACUCUUCCGCUCCCCACAUGCUGCUCGCGCUGAGCACGGGCCACUCGGGCCCGUCGUCCGACGACGGGGCGGCAGGUAAUCCCGCGGCGAAGAUGGCGGAGCAGCCGACUGGGCGGAAGAGGUUUCGGACCAAGUUCAGUCCAGAACAGAAAGAGAAAAUGUUCAGUUUCUCUGAGAAAUUGGGGUGGAAAUUGCAGAGGAGCGACGAGGGUUUGGUGCAGGAAUUCUGCAACGAGGUCGGUGUUAGCAGAGGCGUUCUCAAGGUGUGGAUGCACAACAACAAGCACACCUUCGGGAAGAGAUCAGAGCUCAAUAAUGGCGUCGACGGCGGCCAAAAUAACAUUAAUAAUACGAGCAAUAGUAGAAUGAGCUUCGACAGUACCAACGGGCACGCCCACAAUGAGGCUAAUAGCACUCUCCAUCUCCGCGUUUCAACUAAUGGGUCGUCUUCUUCCUCCUGAUCAGUCUGUUCCAGAGCGUAGGAGUUCAGUUACAGAGCAAGCGAGGUAGGGAAGCGAUCGAACAGAGGUUGCUGCAAGCCUGCAACUGCAAGUUAUAUCGAUCAGUGGGUUUGUUCUUCUUAAUUUAUUAUCCCAUUUCUUCUGUUUCGAUCAAUGAUCAAUGAUUAAUUAAUUACGUACUACCAGUCGCUGUUUCUGUUGAAGAUCACAGCCGGGGAGUUAAUAAGAAUUAGGUUCAUAUUGAUGAAUUGUCUGUUAAUCUCCCUUAUUUCCUUUAUUAUCAUAUUAUUAGAGUAAUUGCCUUACUUCAUUUGCGAGCAUUAGUUAAUGAUCUUUCAGCUUCUUAAAUAUUAUUGCAAUACAACUCAUUGCCAUGGUUUCUUCCUUC